UUCAAGUUAGCUGUUAGUUUUUAUUAUUCGUAGGUUCAAGUUUUAUCUUUUACUUGUAAAUUGUUUUUUUCAGGUCAAAAUGGAUAAGAGUUUCGACUUUGGUAAGUUGUUGCAGUUGCAUGAGAAGAAGCACAAAAGUAAACCAGUCCAGUUCAGCAGCGUAGCAGUUGGGGUAAAAUUGAGGUUGGAUAAACGAAACAACAAGAGAAAAAGUAGCCGUCUUACGAUUUUUGACAAGAUUAGAAAUAUUCCAAAAUGUGAGAGUCCAGUUCCACCUAAACCGGACCAAAAAACUAAACUGGAACAUAGAAUGAAGCAAUUGCAGUUAUGGAAACAGGAGAAGGAGAAGAAGAAAAUGCAGGCUGCUCUAAAUAAGAAGAAACCUUUUUUAGCUGGAGUGGCACACAACCCAAUAAAAUUUGUACCUCCCCCUCCUCCCAAACCCAUGCCAAGCACCUCUGGAAGAGUUACACGGUCACAGACAAAAGGGCAAAAAACAGAAAUUGCUAAAACAUCCCAAAAGGCAAUAUCAAAUGUGAAAUCAUUUGCUCCAAAAAAUGCUACAUUUAAUCCAACUCUAAAUAUUGUCAAACUCCCUCUACAGAUACCCAGCAGUAAUGCCAAAAAAGUCACAUCCAAAGUAACUUUAGGAUUAAAAACUGACAAUAAAACAAAAUCUAAACCUUUAAAAUCUGACUUUGGUAAAAACAAUAGAAACAAUGCUCAAAGUAAAGCUUCUGAUUCAUCUAGCAGUGUAGGCUCAUCACUACCAAUUGCAAAGACCAGAGUUCUAAGAAAACGUGCUUACACUGUGCAGUCAAAAAAGGUACCAUUAACAUCAGAAUCUUCAGGUAGCCUUAGUUCAUCAUCGCCGAAACCAAACACAAGACCAACAAGGAAAAUAAAUGAAAAUGUUAAAACAACUUCAAAGGCUCAAAAUUCUACUCCUGAAUCUAGUAAUAGUGAUGAUGCUCAUAAACAAAUAAAGACUCGCACUCCAAGAAAAUCAUUAGCCCAGUCUUCUAGUGAGGAGGCUGAUGGCAAGCAAAGAACUCCUCGAACAUCGCUACCAAAUUCUAGGAAGAACACAAAUGUCAAGGAAAAAACUCCUAGAAAGUCAGUACCAAAUCUAUACACUCCAGUAAAACCCGUACCCAAAAGUGAGUCAAGUUCGGAGGAGAAGCUACGAUCACCAAAGCAAGCAGAGGUAUCAAUGACUCCGGAGCAGAUUGUUGAGGUGGUUCAAAAGCUACCAAGCCCCUGUGUUACCAUGUCCAGGGGUAAGGCCAAUGCCAGAAAGGAAAUGAAGAAGAAAAUUGAUGAAGGUUUACUAGAUGAUGAUGUGUGUGAGAUGGACAGCCUGGAUCAUUUUAAACAGCAGUUGGACUCAGAAAUUAAACGAAUGACCGAGAUGUGUAAAACGUGGGAUAAAAUAUCCGAGCAGGUCCCAUUGCCUGAAGCAGUGCAGGAGGCAGUCCUCGGCGCGGUGGGUCAAGCCCGGCUGCUCAUGUCGCAGAAGAUGCAACAGUUCGCGUCGCUGCUCGCCCGUGCCGAGUGCCCAGAACCCGGCACAGCGCUCGUCACACCCACGGACCUCCAUGGGUUCUGGGAUAUGGUGUUUAUGCAGGUCGAGAACAUAGACAUGCGCUUCAAGAAGCUAGAGGAGAUGCGCGCUCGCAACUGGGCCGACGAGCCGCCGCCGCCGCGCGCCUCCCGCCGCCUGCCCCGCCCCUCCGCCCGCCCCGCCCCCGCCCCCCGCACUGGCGCUGUCGCAAGCCGGAUCAAGGAUCUAAUAGCUGCAAAACGCAAAGAGAAGAAACAGGCGGCUGAGGGUGAGCAGACAGAAGUAGCGGAGACCAAGACUUUUGAUGCAGGAUUCUUCAGCGUGCGGUCGCCCGUGCGCAGCCCCCGCGCGCCUGCCACGCCGCGCCGUUCGCUGCUACACCAUGUACUGUCCAGCGAGGCCAAGAAAGCUUCUGCGUCUAAGAACAGCGCCUCAUAUGCAAUGCUGCGUGCAUCUUCCAUUAGCAAAAAUGUAGAUAGUGAUGACACAAUGUUUACUGCAAAUCAAGUACAGUUGACACCAGUAAACCUGUUUGCCACACCAGCACGGAGCAUCCUAAAGUCUGUUAACAAUAAAUCAACCAAGAAAUCAGGCAAAAAGUCCAUCAAAAUGGUCCUAUUUAAUAACUCAGACACAGAUAUACAGAAUGUGUCUGACACAGAGAAAGUAAACGGACAAAGUGAAGAAGGCGAGAUGGAGAAAAACAAACAAGAAAAUAGACUUGCUUCGGAUGUAGAAAAUAAACCUAAGUCGAAACUCAUAAGGCAGGAUGCUGUAGAGGACCGAAGCCCAGUCAUGACCCGCAGUAGAAGGAAGAGUGUACAAACACCUUCAGAAGACAAGACGGAUAAAACACCAAGACGUGCUAGAAGGAAGCAUGCCUUACAGGAGAUUGAAGUUAAUAUUGUUGAAGAACAAGCGAAAACGCCAAAGCGAUCGACAAGAAGAAAGAGUUCGAUCAAGGAAUGACAUUUUUGUUUAGGAUAAUAGUUUUUAUUUUUUUGCAGUAGGUAUAUGUGUUACAGAGUUAGUAAACAGGUCUUCGUGAUGGAAGGGAUUGUUAAUACUUUAGCAUUGUAUGUUGGUUUAUACAUAAUUGAGAAGUGGAGAUUUAGAAGUGUAUUAUGCGAAUAUUGUAAUAUCAAAUAUUUCACAUUCAAAAAUUUUACUGUAAUUUGUAGUUCCAUCUAACUAUAGGCUCAGGUGCCCAGUAUAAAGCUUAUAAAAAGGCAGUACAAUAAUAUUUUUAAAGCACUUCAAAAAAUAUUAUGAAUUGAACACUCAAGUUCCAGGUAGAUUUUUAUUGUCAGUGCCAUUCACACCAACACUUUAAUAAUUAUUAUAGAUUAUGUUAAAUUUUUAAUGAUAAUUUCUGCUACGAGUAAAUAUCGAAGUUUAAAGUGUGUGAAUUUAUAGGCACGUGAGCUGGCUUUUAUACAGGGUGCAAUUAAACCUUCCGGCCAAAUUUUGAUAUAUUGAAAA
This is a messenger RNA of Aricia agestis (brown argus), 3046 nucleotides long. RefSeq names its product guanylate kinase-associated protein mars (gene mars). The coding region runs from base 80 to 2533 and encodes 817 amino acids. The record is from RefSeq and is a predicted model, not a curated record. Gene Ontology annotation, biological process: signaling. NCBI's taxonomy places the organism in Eukaryota, Metazoa, Arthropoda, Insecta, Lepidoptera, Lycaenidae. The transcript is spliced from 9 exons.